This is a messenger RNA of Epithele typhae, 849 nucleotides long. Its product is annotated as Isochorismatase hydrolase. The transcript is spliced from 6 exons. The record is from RefSeq and is a predicted model, not a curated record. Bases 1 to 849 code for a protein of 282 amino acids. NCBI's taxonomy places the organism in Eukaryota, Fungi, Basidiomycota, Agaricomycetes, Polyporales, Epitheliaceae.
AUGACCAAGCGCCCCCGCGUCCCCACCGCAAUCGAGUUCGGGAACCCGGCCUCGUUCUGGGUCGAGUACCCGUCCGGGCUCGUCGACCUCACCCGCACCGCGCACCUGCCCGCGUCGAGCGAAGGCGACCGCGAGCCGCCCGAGCCCACGCUCGUGAAGGAGCUGCAGGUGGACGUGCCCGCCGACGGCGAGCGCACCGUGCGCGUCCAGGCGGCGCGCAGCGCGAUGGUCGUCAUCGACAUGCAGAACUUCUUCCUGCACCCGGACCUGCGCGAGCACCCGACGGGGCUCGCGUGUGUCAUCCCGAUCGCGAACACCGUCUCCGCCCUGCGCGCAAAGGGCGCCAAGAUCCUCUGGGUGAACUGGGGCCUGACCGACCACGAGCUGACGACGAUCCCGCCCUCGCUCGUCCGCGGGUUCAUGAAGAACGGCCGCGUCGGCUUCGGCGGCGACCUCGGCGGCAGCUUCGGUCGCCUGCUCAUGCGCGGGGAGUACAACUCGGACCUGUACGGCCCCCUCCAGAUGCUCUACGAGGAGGGCCGCGAGGCGGGGACCGACGUCUGGAUCCACAAGAACAGGAUGAGCGGGAUCUGGGGGCCGCAGUCUGCUCUGGACCUCUACCUCCAGGAGCACGGCAUCACUUCGCUCUUCUUCGCUGGGGUGAACGCCGACCAGUGCGUCCUGGGCACCCUCGUGGACGCCUACUACCGGGGCUACGACUGCAUCACCGUCGAAGACUGCAUCGCAACGACUUCCCCGGAGGGAGGUCUCGAGAACGUUCUGUACAACGCGGGUGGGGGCUACGGCUUCCUCACCGAUUCCAAGAGGAUCAUCGAUGCCUGCUCGUAA